Molecule: messenger RNA, 1176 nt
Organism: Colletotrichum siamense
Lineage: Eukaryota; Fungi; Ascomycota; Sordariomycetes; Glomerellales; Glomerellaceae
Exons: 2
Coding region: 1-1176 (391 amino acids)
Source: RefSeq, a predicted model, not a curated record
AUGAGUGACGAAAGAGAACGGGCCGGUCGGCUCGGCGUGCGGACCUUGACCAGGAAGACGGUUCGUUUGGUACGGAAACUGACGGGCAGGACGGAUCCUGGCAAGAAGGGUCGUGGUUCGGUUGACACUGAGGUUUGGAGGGCCAGAGAGCAGCCGAGGCUCCUCGCUGGGAGUGACUCUUGGUUCACGCUGGCUUCGCCUACCGUCUGCGACGCUUCUUUCGGGGACUUCUGGAUCGACGGCAAACGAAGCCACGAUAUACGAGCGCCUGAACAUGGUCAGAUUCAAAGCGGACUGUUUGGAAAGCUUCCUAGAGAGAUACGGGAGAUGGUCUACCAGGAGCUCUGGCGCGAUGCCGGGAUGAGCCAGCACAUUAUACGCACCGAGGCCGGGUAUGCUCACACCCGCUGCUUGCUCCACCGGCCCGGAGAUCCGGAAGAGAAGCACGAGGGUGGUGAGCCCUGGGAGUCGAUGUGGAUGGUACCGGAUGCCCGGGGAACGGUCCCUCUGUGGUACAAGCGGGAGAUGUCGACAUGGUGCGAUCACUGGAAGUGCGAGGAGGCCAGAGAAGAGAACGAGAUAUGGAAAGAUAUCGCGAAGGGGUGUCGUUGCGUCAAGGUCGACACCUGGACACCUUUCCUGCCGAUGAUGUUGACGUGCAAGCGGAUGUAUCACGAAUGCGCAAGCUCAAUCUACAAAUCCCUCACAUUCACAAUAACCGACAUCGCCCUCGCCACAGACAUCAUCAGAGCUCGAAACCUCUUUGGCACACGGCACCGAAGCCCCGCCCAUCCCUUCCGCCGCAUCAACCUCUCCUUCCGGCGGCACAUCUACGAAGGCAGGACCUUUGAGCAAUGGGUCGAAUCCUGGAGCAAGAUCCUCCGCCUACUCGACACGCCAGAUCUGAAGUCGGUACACCUCUGGCUAGACAGCGACGUCUUCUACGAGCGGCAGUGGCUCUCCGUGACGUCCAACGUCCUCCGCCGGAUCCCGGAGGCGCUGACCCACAAAGCCGCCGUCAGCCUCCCGCCGGACGGGCACCGGGACCGGGUGGUGGGGGCCGCGUGGCUGAGCGACCUGGAGCAGAUACCGCUGGCUCCCUCGCGGGGCACCACACUCGCGGAGGAGGCGGAGGAGGAGGCGAAGUGUUUCGGGGUGAGACGGCUGCGGACGUGA